This is a messenger RNA of Aspergillus sclerotioniger CBS 115572, 809 nucleotides long. RefSeq lists its product as uncharacterized. The transcript is spliced from 2 exons. Bases 319 to 633 code for a protein of 104 amino acids. The record is from RefSeq and is a predicted model, not a curated record. Lineage: Eukaryota; Fungi; Ascomycota; Eurotiomycetes; Eurotiales; Aspergillaceae.
CACUAACGUGGUUCCCGUGAGCUAAUCACUGCACACGGACCCUGUGAAAGCGGUCUGUGUACCUUUUUGUCCCUUUGUCUGCUGACUGGUAGGUACGCCAUACAUUUCCAUCACGGUUGGCCAUACCUUUUCCCUUCCUCCCACCCUUGCCAGUCAAAUGAGAAAGACUGAGGCGCUUAGUAUGCAUUCGAACGAGUAGCACGCCACUCCAUCCAUUUCAAAUAUAUAAACUGCUAAGAUUACCCUCAUUCGAGCUUUCUUCUUUUUCCGUACUCCUUAGCAUACAAACAGGCUUUGGUAGUAAUCGAUACCUCCAACAUGUCUCCCAUCCCCAGACACGUCGUCAAGCUCACGCAAAGAAUCCACAACCCUGCCCUCCGCAACCUCACACUCAGCCUGAUUGAGCAGGCUUCUCAUCAACCCGACCUUUCCCAUUUCACCAUCGCUACACUAAAAAAUCCAACGCACACGAGUCACACCGAUACGAAACCCCACGCGACAGUUCUGUUUGCAAACGAGGAGCAAUUCAAGAACAACAAGGCUCAAACUGCCUAUAUAUAUCACGACGAAGAAGGACGGUAUGCUGGUCAUACUUUGUAUGAGGAAAGAGACAACAAGGCCUCGGAUGAUUAAAGGUACAAGCAUGAGCGGAAGAUGACUUCUACACUUAGCUGUCUUUACCGAUAAUCGCAGCAAAGUAAUAGCGUUGUUAGCCUUUUAAACCCGGUUGGCUACCAAUUAGUCGGUGUACAAAUUAACAACCGAGUCCUAGUUCUCUUUUAAAAAAACAAGAAAAAAGAUUAAGAAGC